Molecule: messenger RNA, 608 nt
Organism: Lontra canadensis (Northern American river otter)
Lineage: Eukaryota; Metazoa; Chordata; Mammalia; Carnivora; Mustelidae
Source: RefSeq, a predicted model, not a curated record
CUUCCUCGACGUGAAGGUACCUUUCUGGGUUGGCUUGGGUCGGAAGUCCUAAGAUGGGGGCCGCCCUUCCCCGGGGGCAGGGUCGCACGGAACCAGGCGGUGGGGAGGGAAGAGGAAGCGCCGAGGUCAGAGGAAACCCAAGGCUCCUGGGGCACCAAAGGGCUGCCCGCAGUCGGGAUGAGCCCUGGGGAGGAGCCUUUUGCGAGAAUGCGAGCGCGCCCCAACACGCCUCAGACCUCAUAAACCCAGUUGGCAAGGACCCGGGAAGCGGCGGGCCGACCGACUGCGGUGAACUCGAGAAAUUAACCUGCGCUACAAUUAAACGGGCUGCCGCCCUUUCAGACUCACCUCCAGCGACCGAACAGAGAGCUCCCGAACCGGCCGCGGGGGGACCUGGCUCCUCCCUCCCGUCCCAGGAGAAGAGGACAAAAAGGGGAGAUGGACUUGGAGAUGGCCCCGCCCUUCAAACGCUCCAAUCCUUGGAAACUAAACCUCCUCUCCAAGCCUCCACGUCUAGAAGGGACAAAGGCAGCGAGGAGCUCCAGAGACCGAUGGGUGGCUUUCGGGCUUCUCAUGUGGGUGCACUGGGGGAAAGGUACAAUGGCUAA